UAUGGCACAACCAGUUACUCCUCCAAUUUUCGAGCAUCUCAAGUUCUCUAAUAUCAUGGGGAGCACUGGAGAGAGGAGUCCGUUGAGAGCCAACAAGGGCAAGGCCUGCAUUCUUGCGCUCGGCAAGGCUUUUCCUCAUCAAAUUGUGAUGCAAGAUUACCUCGUGGAUGGCUACUUCAAGAACACUAACUGCGAGGACCCUGAGCUCAAACAGAAGCUGGCUCGCCUCUGCAAGACUACUACAGUGAAAACGAGGUACGUGGUCAUGUCGGAAGAGAUCCUGAACAAAUACCCAGAAUUGGCUAAAGAAGGCCUCCCUACGGUACAACAACGCCUGGAAGUCUCCCACAAGGCGGUGACCGAUGGCGGCCGCGCCUCUCCAUCUGCAAUCGGCCGAUGCAUGGCGGGGCCUCUCCGCAUCACCCACCUCGUCUACGUCUCCUCCAGCGAGGUCCGCUUCCCAGGCGGAGAUCUCCAUCUUGCUCGUGCCCUCGGCCUCGCUCCUGAUGUCCGCCGUGUUAUGCUGUGUUUUUCGGGGUGCUCCGGUGGUGUGGCGGGCCUUCGUGUCGCCAAGGACAUCGCAGAGAACAACCCAGGCAGCAGAGUCCUCCUCGCCACCUCCGAAACAACCGUCUCCGGCUUCCCGCUCCCUCCUCCGACCCGCCCUUACGACCUCGUCGGCGCAGCCGCUCUUCGGCGACGCGUGCAGCCGCCGCCAUCUGCGCCGACCCACCGCACGGAGCUCCCUCUCAUUCGAGCUCACACUCCUCCCUCACAACCUCAUACCCGCAACACCGACAAAACCAUACGCGCAGCCUGA
This is a messenger RNA of Asparagus officinalis (garden asparagus), 820 nucleotides long. Its product is annotated as type III polyketide synthase B-like. Gene Ontology annotation, biological process: polyketide biosynthetic process. NCBI's taxonomy places the organism in Eukaryota, Viridiplantae, Streptophyta, Magnoliopsida, Asparagales, Asparagaceae. Gene Ontology annotation, molecular function: acyltransferase activity, transferring groups other than amino-acyl groups. The record is from RefSeq and is a predicted model, not a curated record.